Frankliniella occidentalis (western flower thrips) is the source of this 1397-nucleotide messenger RNA. RefSeq lists its product as uncharacterized. Lineage: Eukaryota; Metazoa; Arthropoda; Insecta; Thysanoptera; Thripidae. Bases 262 to 1050 code for a protein of 262 amino acids. The record is from RefSeq and is a predicted model, not a curated record. The transcript is spliced from 7 exons.
CUUCGAGCGGCCGGCCAGUGGACGGGCACACGGACCCGCCGAAGGACGCGCUGCACUCGCGCUGCUCGCCGCGGCUCAGUCGAGCACCGCCGCCCCAAGGACGCUCAGCACCCCGCGCUCAGCACCCCGCGCUCAGCACCCCGCGCUCAGCAGCCCCGCGCUCAGCACCCUCCACUGCACGGUAUUGCGGCCACCCUUCGGAGGAGGUGGGGGAGGAGGAGACCGCCGAGGACGCGCGCCUUGACGCCUCGCCUAGUCAACAUGGAGGUCCACCAGCGCCCCGCCAGGCUCCUCCAGCUCGCAGCCGUCGCCCUGGCAGCCCUGGCCGCCCUCCUUCACAUCGCGGCGGCGGAGAAAUACCAGGCCCCGUACUUCAUUCAUCAAUGCCAGCGGUCGGACCCCGAGCUCAACAAAUGCCUGCAGUUCGCCGCCAACACGCUCGUCAGGCACUUUCGAAGUGGCAUACCGGAGCUCGAAGUCACGGAGGUCGAGCCGAUCCAGAUCGAGGAGAUCCACCUGGCGCUGGGCAGCGGUCCCGAUGGGUACCGGGCCAUCUUCAGGGAGGUUGAGGCGUUCGGCGUCAGCAACAUGACCGUCAGCGGCGUCAGGUCGAACCUCGACUCAAUGGAGUUCCAGUUCAGCUUCUACAUCCCCCACAUCAGGGCGCGUGCGCAGUACAGGUCGUCUGGAGUGCUCAUCAUGGUGCAGGCUUCUGGGGGCGGCGACUACUGGGGAGAAUACGAGGGCGUCCGCGCCAAGGUGUACUUCAAGGCGCGCAAAGAGGAGGCCAACGACCUGACCUACCUGCAGGUGGACGACAUCAAGAUGGACUUCAGCGUCAAGGACAUCAAGAUGGGCAUCAAGAGCCAGCAGGACAACGCCAUCAUCGAGGCGGCACUCAACCUCUUUAUCAACACCAACGGCCAAGAGCUGCUCAAGGAGAUGAAGCCCUCCAUAAAGAAACACCUGCUCGUGACCAUGAGGACCUUCAUCAACAACUUGUUCGGCAGGGUACCAUACGAGUACUGGAUCCUGGAAGACGACAAGUAAAGGGUUGGUCGAAACCAACGGAAUCGACGAAUUAAUUUUCGGUUCAACAACAAUUUUUUGUGAUUUUUUGACGUAGCGGGUGAUUUAAGCGGCGGGUUGUCAUGCGCCAUUUCUUACUGGAUUGCAACUCGCUGUUGACGUCAAAGAACCACAACACUGCUGAACUCGGCUGUAUUCUGACCACGAAUAAUUGCGUUAUACGAAAAGGACUAUGAGACAGUAUGCCUGAUUGAGUAUUAUAGACUGCUCCGGGAAACGCGCAUGUAUACUUUUUUGUAAUGCGCGUUUCUGUUGUUGUUAAUGUUAUUUAUCAAAGUGCAAAAUAAAAAUCUUGCGUUGUUAUGAAA